GAUAAAGAAUGAAGGAAUCACAAACAACAUUUUCGUAUGGAUGGCCGCUAACGAACUUGCUUCGUAACGCACGUCUCCCUACCAACAUCAUGUCAGAACCAGAGAAUGCAGCUGCUCUUCCUCAACUAAAUGACGAUCCCGUUGUUCAAGAAAGGGCUUCUGAUGCAGUCCAAGGUGAUCAGAACGAAGAGGAGGUUGACAAGGAAUUAGAAGCCAUGAAGGCUCGAGUCAAAGAAAUGGAAGAGGAAGCCUCGAAAUUACGCGACAUGCAAGCAGAGGUGGAGAAGACAAUGAACGGCCCAGAAGAAGUUAUGACAACAGAUAAGGAGGCUGUAGACAGUAGAUCUGUUUACGUCGGAAACGUUGAUUACGGCACUGCUCCCGAAGAACUUCAAGCACACUUUCAAUCCUGUGGAACGAUUAAUCGAGUCACUAUCAUUUGCGAUAAGUUCACCGGUCAUCCUAAGGGCUUUGCAUAUGUCGAGUUUGCUGAACCAGAACAUGUCAACGCUGCUACGACAUUGAAUGAAUCUCUUUUCCGAGGUCGCUUGCUCAAGGUGACGCCUAAGCGUACCAAUAUUCCUGGAUUUUCUCAACGAGGUCGUGGGCGUGGUCGCGGAGGUUUUCGCGGCGGUCCGUACGGACAUAAUGCCGGCUUUGGAUAUCGUGGUCGUGGUCGUGGCCGUGGUAGAGGAGGUUAUUACUCACCAUAUUAGAGUGGCAAGAUCUUCCAUGUACACGACAAGGGAUAUCAGUAAUUGGAUGUAUGUACAUAUCGACAGUCGAACUGUGUUUAUGGGAGCUGUAGGAGCUUCUGUUUCUGACUUUUUCCCAGCUCUUCAGGCAUUGCUUCCAUUUUUUCAUUAUUCUCAGCUCUCCCCCUCUUUUUUUCCUCUUCUUUUGCUUCAUUCUUUCCUUUUUCCUCUCUCACCUUUUGAACUUGGUGAAGGCCAUAUACAACAUUUAUGGCUGAUGAUUUCGCCAGACCUUGUUGCCUAUCCAUUUUCCAUAAAAUUGUCUAAUGCAUAGAUAUAUGAUGAUACUCUAAACACAAUAUCUGAACGUUUUUAAAAAUA
Messenger RNA from Umbelopsis ramanniana AG, 1076 nucleotides. RefSeq lists its product as uncharacterized. The record is from RefSeq and is a predicted model, not a curated record. NCBI's taxonomy places the organism in Eukaryota, Fungi, Mucoromycota, Umbelopsidomycetes, Umbelopsidales, Umbelopsidaceae. Gene Ontology annotation, molecular function: RNA binding. The coding region runs from base 9 to 716 and encodes 235 amino acids. The transcript is spliced from 6 exons.